Messenger RNA from Sinocyclocheilus anshuiensis, 2394 nucleotides. RefSeq names its product pancreatic secretory granule membrane major glycoprotein GP2-like. The transcript has 12 exons. The record is from RefSeq and is a predicted model, not a curated record. NCBI's taxonomy places the organism in Eukaryota, Metazoa, Chordata, Actinopteri, Cypriniformes, Cyprinidae.
AUGAGGUAUCUAAUCUCAUUUUGUGUGACACUACUGCUGCUGAAUAAUGUUGCUUUCAACAGCCUCACCAAUGAUCCUUGUUUCAACUAUCAGUAUCUGGAUCGUCCCUGGAGAGCCACAAAUGAAAGUGGAACAUUCAUUUUUGAGGAAUAGUUCUCCUGGAAUGGCUGGUACCGACUUUUCUACAAUGGAAUGGACAUCCGAAUGCCAGAGACCUGCGUUAAUUUGUACAGCUGUAAUGGAUUCUACAGUCUGUGGCUCAAUGGUCCUCAUCCUAAGAUAGAAGAUGGAGUGGUGACCAUGGGCAUCUGUGGGACUGGUGAUGCAGGCUGCUGUGAAUUUGUCAGUUUACCCAUCAGGGACAAAGCCUGUCCAGGCAAUUACUAUGUGUAUGAAUUUGUAAAUCAAUCCUGGUGUUCAAGUUACUGUAUAGAUGUCAGCACCAUAUCACCAACAGCUUCCAUUACAACUUCAGCUGUGACCGCAUUCGACAAGACUUUGCCUGUAACCGACACAGAUGAUGACCCAUGCUAUGACCACAGCAUUCUUGACGACCAAAAAAGAAGCCCAAAUGAUUUCUUUUUUCAUCAUAAUACCAUAUAUGGAUAUGAUGACAUUCAUGUUGAAUGGGAUGGCUGGUAUCGACUCCUCAUUAAUGGAUCGAGUGCUCAGAUGCCUGAGUGGUGUUUCAGUUACAUGUCAUGUGGAGGUUAUAGUUCACUCUGGCUUGGUGGCCCUCAUCCUCAGCUAGAAGAUGGAGUUGUUACUCGUGAAGUCUACGGCUCUGAUUACGAAGAGUGCAGUUACUACAGAUCCAACCCCAUCCAAGUCAAAGCUUGUCCUGGAAAUUACUAUGUCUACAAACUUAUAAGGCCAAAUCGAAUGAUCCCAGCCCCUGCAUAUUGUGCAGUGGUUCUCACCAGUCCACCAAGUUUUGACCCCUGCUACAGUUAUAACAGUCGGGAUGAGCCAUGGAGGGCAAAUACUAUACCUGUGACUAAUUUCAGUAAUGCAAGAUGUGAUUAUGAUGUCAACUGGAACGGCUGGUACAGGCUGUUCUACAAUGGUCAGAGUGUCCAGAUGCCAGAUUCAUGUGUCAGUAGUGGCAUGUGUGGCACUAAUUCCCCACUCUGGCUCAAUGGCCCUCACCCACAGCUGGCAGAUGGAGUAGUCACACGACAAGUGUGCGCUUCCACAUGGAAUGACUGCUGUGGUUACAAAUCUCCUCCCAUACGAGUCAAAGGUUGUCCAGGAAACUAUUAUGUGUAUGAGUUUGUCAGACCACUAUACUGUUCAGCUUACUGUGCAGCGUUUCUCAUUAGUCCUGUUGUUCUCCUCUUCGGUGAAGGAGACUCCUGUCAUGAGCUCAACUGCACUGAGAAUGAACGGUGUGAAGAGAAACAUGGUGUUUACGGCUGUUCCUGCAAGGAAAAUCAUCACAGACCUCAGCAUGACUCCUUUGAUUUAAUUAAAACCUGUGAAAGCAGCUCUGGCUCCAUGUCUCUGUCUCGCUGUCAGCUCUUUGAGGCUGGUUUUCCUUCUGACAUUUUACACCUCAAUGACCCCAGCUGCAGAGGAACAGUCUGGAACGACAGAGUGGAGUUCUAUUUUGACAACAAUGACCACAUCUGUGGCACAAAUCUUGUGGCCAAUAGCACCCACUUAAUCUAUGAGAACUUUAUUGUGGGGGAGCCAAACUUAGUUGGGCAUCACAUCAGCAGGGAAAGAAUUCUCAAGCUUCCUUUCAGCUGUGUUUACUUACAAACCCAAAUACUCUCCACAGACAUCAAUCCUCUGGAGAAUGUGCACAUGAACCUUCCUGCUGCUCAAGGGACAUAUCAGGUCAGGAUGAUUUCAUAUCAGGAUGCUGAAUUCUCCCACCCCUUCACUGGUAGUGUGAACGCAGAGCUGAAUGAACACAUAUUUGUGGAAGUUCGUGUUGAUGGAGUUGACAGCCGUCAGUUUGCCUCAGUGAUUGACACGUGUUGGGCUACACCUGUGAAUGAUCCUCAUUACCCUCUCCGCUGGGACCUCAUUGUUGACAUGUGUCCCAGUCCAAAUGACAAAGCGGAGCUUCUGCAGAAUGGUGUUUCCACAUCCAGCCGUUUCUCCUUCAGCAUGUUUAUCUUCAUUGCAAACUCCACAAAGAUUUACCUGCACUGUGCUAUUCACCUUUGCCUUCUAACAGACAAUAACUGCUCAGUUCACUGUGACUCUGAACACCACCACAGAGAGGGCAGAUCUCUGGACUUCCACGACAGUACUUCUAUAUCCGUGGGUCCUUUGAUGUGGUCUAACGGUAACAAAGGUGUGCAGGUGUCCAGGGCUCCAACUCUGUGUGCUUCUCUGAUGAUGUUACUCAUUUCUAUGAUAAGUGUUCUAAUAUUCUUCUAG